This is a messenger RNA of Eriocheir sinensis (Chinese mitten crab), 1331 nucleotides long. RefSeq names its product protocadherin Fat 3-like. NCBI's taxonomy places the organism in Eukaryota, Metazoa, Arthropoda, Malacostraca, Decapoda, Varunidae. The record is from RefSeq and is a predicted model, not a curated record. Gene Ontology annotation, molecular function: calcium ion binding; cadherin binding. Gene Ontology annotation, biological process: adherens junction organization; calcium-dependent cell-cell adhesion; cell-cell junction assembly. The transcript is spliced from 10 exons. Gene Ontology annotation, cellular component: plasma membrane; catenin complex; adherens junction. Bases 1 to 1158 code for a protein of 385 amino acids.
AUGGUUUUAUAUCAAGUCACAUUGGUGGUGUCCUCGGGGAUUCCUGCCUACUGUGGUCGUAGCCAACACCCCCGGCAGCCCGCCAUCCCGGAGAACACCACAGAGAACACGGAGGUGGUGGUGCUAUCGAACCUCGCGGACUCUCCCAGUGUUUACUUCACUCUCGUGAACGGCGACACGCCGGACACCAACUCCGAGGGCACGUUUGCCAUCAGAAGACGGCUGCCUGACCAGCAAAGCUCUGUCUGCGGGGACAGCGGCGACACCAUCUUCGUGGCCACGCGAACCCUCGACUACGAGUUCGUCCAGCUUUACAAACUCAACCUGCAGAUUGUGAACGAGCGCAACGCCCGCCUGGAGCAGCAGGUCUUGGUCACCAUUGUGGACGUGAACGACAACGCGCCGCUGCUGCAGCCCUUCGACGGCGCGGUGCUGGAGAACACGGACAGCACGCUCAUCACCACCAUCCAGGCCGUGGACAAGGACGCCUCCCCAGAGUACAGGAAGCUCACGUACUCGUUCGACGCCACGGCCUCCCACGACGUGAUCACCAAGUUCACCCUCAAGACCAACGGGGAGCUGUGGACGACAGGACCGCUGGACCGGGAGGAGGUGAGCCAGUACCGCGUGCCCAUCCAGGUGACCGACGGCGUGCCAGAUCACGAGCGCAUGACCACCUACUGGAUCACGGUGCAGGACCUCAACGACGUGGCGCCCCAGUUCGACCUCUCGCAGGGGGUGUACGAGGUACAGCUGCCCGAGAACAGGGAAGCCGGCAAGCCCACGGGGAUACGCCUGGCCGUAGAUGACCAGGACAUAGUCAAUCACUUCACGUUCAAAAUCGUCGAGGGAAAUGAAGAGAGAAAAUUCCGGAUCGACCCGCUGGCCCGAACGAUCCUGGUGAACAAGCCGCUGGACUACGACUACCCCGUGAUGGACCGAAACUUUACGCUGCGGGUGCGGGUGGAUGACGGCGUCAACGCCCCGGCCCUGACGGACGUGGUAGUGGCGGUGAUGAACGUGAACGACCUUCAGCCCGUGUUCCAGCGAGGCAACUACUCCUUCGUGGUCACAGAGAACACCGACUGCUCGCACCCACUUGGCCAGGCGUGUGUUCAAGUUACCUCUGAUAGCCAGAUGCGUGUCCCGCCCCUUUGAUAGUCAGGUGUCGGCGCUGGAUCCCGACCUGCCGCCCUCCGUCCACCAGAACAUCCUCUACUACUUGUCCCCCGACGAACAGCGGAACUUCACCAUUGACAGUCGCUCCGGCCAACUCUCCAUACGAGGCGUGAGUGUUCCGGGAGACGGAGAGGGAGAGAGGGAGGGAAAAG